UCUCAAUCGCAAUCAAGAUGAGUGGAUUCUCGUUAGUUUUACGAUGAUGGCCAAUCAAUUACUAGCAAUAAUUAUCAUUUUUCAAUUAGUUUUCGACCAUUUUAUUUGCGAAGGUAACAAUCAAGUGCUACAGCAAAACAUUCGACAUGGACGUUCCAGAACAAACUUCUUACGUGGUACGCACCACGAAGAUAAUUUGUUGGAAGAGAAAACCAAAACUCCCUACGAUACCUACGAUUCUGGUUCUCAGAAUUUUAUAAAUAUUACUGACCAACUCAAAGCUUAUGAACUGACCGAAUUUCUAACUGAUCAUGAGCCGAUCCUGCAAAAAAUUUUUGAAGACAAGAUUAGUAGAAACAUUUCCGACCCCGAUAAUGUCUAUUCGAACCGUAACGACUCGGAAGAAUGGGAUGACAAAUCCUCAUUCCUGGACAGUUCACUAGAAGAAGUAUCGUCGGUAGUUCCUACAGUAAAAAAUGAACAUGUCGAUAUAGUAACCAGAUUCUUGAGAAUAGUAGAAUCUCAACACUUGUUAGGUGAAAAUUGUUCGGCUGGAACCGAUUUAAAUUUAGGUGAGGGGGUUGUCGAUAGAUAUGCUCAAGAAAGAUUUCGCGUUGAAGCCGAAGUUGCUGUAAAUCGAGCCAACAUGCUUACACGGUUAUGGAAAUACGCGGAUCCUGAAGUUGUUACAUCUGAAUACUUCUUGCACGUAUCCUUAUUUUCAAUGAUAGAAUUUGACGACGACAUCUUCGCUGCUGGAAAUUGUUAUGACCGUUACCAAUACAGAGAUUAUUGGCUAUUUUGUCCCUACGCAUACAGAUUACCGGAGGGUCCUAUUCUAGCGAAGGAUUUAGCUGUCGAAUAUAAAUAUUUAAGCAAUACUUCUGAAUGGUUUUACAUUGCCCGAAAAAAUGCCGAAAAUGUCAUCAGAAACUACAACCAAUUCAAAAGAGGAUAUCAUACAUUCACUUACAACGAGACAGCUCAUACGGAAAGGAUUGCAGAUGAAAUACUGUCUGUUCGAUAUGAAGAUGGUAAAUGGUCAAAACCUUAUUACGACUGUGGCGGUGGAAAUAUUUGGAUGUUGACAUAUACUGUUCCAUUCUUCGGAUACAAGAACAACACAUACUUCUUCAAAGGCACUAGUGGAAUAGACAUUGACCUAAGAAGAGUCGACAUUGAUCAAUGUCCUCUACCGAAAGGCAGUAAGCAGCUCAAUAUCUUCGCUGCCUCAGACAAAUGCAAGAAGAAAACAACUUCGUGUGUUCCUGUGUCUGGACUUGGAUUUCGUAGAGGCAGCUACAAAUGUGUUUGCAAGCCGGGAUUUUAUUUCCCAGAUGUAAAUGCCGAACGACGAUAUUACAACGGGACUGUUGUAGAAGAAGAAUAUGAAAAAUUAAUGCUGGGCCAGGAAAGCAAAUAUGCAACAGCAGGAACUUUUGAGUGCUUUCCUUGCGCUGAAGGAUGUGAAACGUGUGAAGAUGAUCAUCCCUGCAUUGUGGCUCUGAAUUGGAUGAUGCGUACUGCAAUACUAAUACUAUCUUGUGCCGUUAUAUGCUGUUUACCUGUGGUAGUCUUAUUUACUUGGAAAUAUGGGAAUGUGAAGGUUGUCAGAGCUGCUAGUCCAGUUCUUCUAAGGGUGAUAACACUGGGCGCAUUUUUCAUUUAUUGUACGACAGUUGUGAUGUAUCCAAGACCAAACAUUUACACGUGCACAAUAAGGAUUUGGCUUCGAGAAAUUGGAUUUUCUCUGACGUACGGUGCACUGAUGCUAAAGACCUGGAGAAUAUCCGUAAUCUUCCGAGUACGAUCGGCUAAAGCAGUUAAAAUAACAGACACAAAUCUGUUAAAAAGGCUCGGAGUGAUAGUUGCUAUUUUUAGCGUGUUCCUUGUUAUCAGAUCUCUUGUGGCACCUCCCGUAGUUGUCGUACGACGGACUGCUGACAAUUUGAAAGCUUAUCUAUGCCGAACCGACUGGUGGGAUCACUCUUUCACAGCACUUGAGGUUGCCUUCUUGGUAUGGGGAAUACGGUUAUGCAUUGUGGUAAGAAAGGCACCAUCAGAAUUCAACGAGAGCCGCUUUAUUUCGAUGGCAAUUUACAAUGAAUUUUUACUUUCUCUCUUCUUGAAUAUUUCCAUGUUGUUUCUUCAGAAGCCCGCAAAUCCAGACCUACUAUAUAUCAUAUUCUUUUGUCAUACACAGCUGACAGUUACUCUCCUCCUAGGAUUAAUAUUCGGGAGUAAAGCUUAUAUGGUCUUCAAAGGUCAUGAUAAAACUGACGAAAGUUCCGGCGCAAUGAUCUCUAAAUCUCAUACAAGUAAAUUUAUUGGCAGAGCUCGCAUUUCCAAUUCAUUGUAUACCAGCACGAAUUCGUCUGGUGCAAACGCCGAACUGAAUGAGAUCAACGAAGAAGAAAUAAAAAACGAAUUUCAACGCCUUUACACCCAGCUAGAAAUGCUAAGAGAACGAAACAUGCGAUUCGGAAACAGACAUUUAGUUCUGAAAAUUGCUGCGAUGCAAGAAGCGGCCAGUAGAUUCGAAGGGACAAACGUUCAACGAGAAAUUUACGAUGUCGUAGUGGAAGGCCAAUUGCCGAAAGAUAACACGAAACAUACAAAACAUACAAGCAUAUCAUUUGUAGAUACAAUUGACGAAGAAGUACAGAGUAACAAUUCGCCAAUUACUUUGAUCACCAAAACUAUUACUGAGAAUGAGGGCGAAGAAGUCAUCUCGAUAAAGUCAGGGGAUGAAAGUUUGUCCGCAGAAAGCAAACUAAUAAAAUCCGGACAUGCAAAAACGCAUUCGAUUGUAAUAAAUUUAGACGACAAAUCCAGAUUUACUGAAGAAGUCAGUGUAUAAAACCAAACAUUGGUGUUAGUCAACCUUUAAACAAAACCCAUCCCUUUUCAUCUUUCACAACGAAUUCGUUAAUAUUAUACCUUUAUAAGUGUAUUCAUGGAGAUUUUCGUCUGCCUUUGCUGAUAAUAUAAUAAUAAUAAUCUAAACUAGGUACUGUCUUUGUCGUACAGUCAACUGCAAAAAUCCCAACUGUUUGUUGUCGUUUUAGUG
This is a messenger RNA of Agrilus planipennis (emerald ash borer), 3070 nucleotides long. RefSeq names its product probable G-protein coupled receptor 158. The record is from RefSeq and is a predicted model, not a curated record. Gene Ontology annotation, molecular function: G protein-coupled receptor activity. The transcript is spliced from 11 exons. The coding region runs from base 44 to 2860 and encodes 938 amino acids. Gene Ontology annotation, cellular component: membrane. Lineage: Eukaryota; Metazoa; Arthropoda; Insecta; Coleoptera; Buprestidae. Gene Ontology annotation, biological process: G protein-coupled receptor signaling pathway.